This is a messenger RNA of Tigriopus californicus, 1637 nucleotides long. RefSeq names its product pantothenate kinase 1-like (gene fbl). Gene Ontology annotation, molecular function: ATP binding; pantothenate kinase activity. Gene Ontology annotation, cellular component: nucleus; cytosol. The transcript has 2 exons. Bases 230 to 1507 code for a protein of 425 amino acids. Gene Ontology annotation, biological process: coenzyme A biosynthetic process. The record is from RefSeq and is a predicted model, not a curated record. Lineage: Eukaryota; Metazoa; Arthropoda; Copepoda; Harpacticoida; Harpacticidae.
UGUACCAGAACGUUCAUGCUAGAAUGACGUGCCCAGUUGAGUUGAUUCGCUCCAUCCCCUCCACCCAUCCAUUCAUCUAUCCAUCCGUUGAAGCACAACUCAGACUCAGAUAGUAGUUCGAUGUAUACUAGCAAACACAUAAAGAGCCCUCUUCCAGCUGAAAUCACGCCACUUUAAUUGCUGUAAUCCAAGAUUAUUAGUCUACGAUUGACCCUGCCUCUGACUACUGAUGGCAAAUUCGGCCUCUCCAUGUGUGGGACGGUCCAAUCUGGGUCCACCGAGGCCAUCGCCUCCCGUCGGCCUCAACCAUGAUGAUGCCUCGGCCACCACCACAGUCAGCACAAAAUCAACCAAGACAAUCGCUCAGCACAGAAUGGCCAAGCGAAACGAGGCUGAUGCUGCCAACCCGGUGGCGGUUCCGCCCAUGCCCUGGUUCGGCAUGGACAUCGGAGGAACCUUGACCAAGUUGGUCUAUUUCGAGCCCACGGAUGUGUCUUCUCAGGACGAUACGAAAACCUAUGAGGAAGCAUCGCUUCUGGCCAAUAUCAAGCACUACCUGAUCAAGAACAAGGCUUACGGUCAAUCCGGUCACCGGGACAGUCAUUUGGAGAUGCGGGAUGUGCUGAUUGAUGGCCGCACGGGGGUGCUACAUUUUAUCCGGUUUCCCACGGCUCAAAUGGACUCCUUUGUGGAAUUGGCCAAAGGCAAAGGCAUGGCUAACUUGGCUUCCACCGUGUGUGCCACUGGGGGUGGAGCCUACAAGUUCGAAGAUUUAGUCGAGAAAGAAGUGGGCAUGAAGUUGCACAAAUUUGACGAGUUGGAUUCCCUCAUGCGAGGGGUCGAAUACAUGGAACAUUUUAAUGCCUCGGAGUUGUUUUACUACGAGAAUCCGCAAGAGGAGGAAAACUACCAGAAAGCCGUCUACCAAGCCGGGGCCAUUUAUCCCUUCAUUCUGGUGAACAUCGGAUCGGGAGUGAGCAUUUUAUCCGUAAAAAGUCCCGAUGAAUACCGACGUGUUUGCGGAACCAGCUUGGGCGGCGGGACUUUCUUGGGCCUGUGUAGUCUCCUGACGAAUUGCAAGGAUUUUGAGGAGGCCUUAGCCUUGGCUGCUAAAGGCGAUAAUAAGAACGUGGACCGUUUGGUCCGGGAUAUUUACGGGGGAGAUUAUGCGAAAUUCGGCCUGCAAGGUGACCUGGUCGCCUCUAGUUUCGGCCACAUGAACGAUUCAGUGCGGCGCGCCAAUGCCCGACCCGAAGACCUUGCUAAAGCGACCUUGACUACCAUCACCAACAAUAUUGGUUCCUUGGUGAAGUUGUGCGCUCAAGCGGAAUCCCUUGAGCGGGUUAUUUUUGUUGGCAAUUUUCUUCGCAUCAAUUCAAUAUCGAUGAAGAUGUUGGCCAGUGCUAUGGAUUUUUGGUCUCAAGGAUCAACCAAGGCCUUAUUUUGUGAGCACGAGGGCUAUUAUGGAGCCGUGGGCUGCUUGCUGGAAUUAAUGAAAACCCCUUAGUCAUCGAUUUGAGUUACAAAAAUGUUUGUCUUCUGAUCGAUCGCUUGUUGGGUUUACACUCAGCUAUUUUAAAAGUAUUCUCAUGAUUUGUUUACAUUUAAAGAUAAAGAAAAGCAUCCCGGUAUAGCUA